AUAGUAUUUGGGAAAGGUGGUAUUUUUGGUGUACCUUUGGGGUUGGCACUGAGAGACAUAAAGUGUCUUUCUAUCUUUUCUACUGAGUUCCGCCAUUUUCAUGCUUCCAUCUUCACACACUACACACAAAUGGAGAGUUCUCUACUCUUCUUCUUUCUCUCCUUCACAACUUCACUCUUUCUCCUUCCCCCUUUUUCAUCUUCUCAGAUCAUGCAAGGUUUUGUAAGUUUGGACUGUGGAGGGACAGAAAGUUUCACCGAUGAAAUAGGUCUUGAUUGGACUCCUGAUAAUAAGCUUACAUAUGGAGAAAUAGCCACUAUAUCUGUUGCGAACGAGACGCGGAAGCAAUACACGACGUUACGAUACUUUCCUGCUGAUUCUAGGAAAUAUUGCUACACUCUUGAUGUUAUUAGUAGGACGAGGUAUUUGUUAAGGGCGACUUUCUUGUAUGGAAAUUUUGAUAAAAACAAUGUUUAUCCUAAGUUUGAUAUUUCUGUUGGAGCUACUCAUUGGUCGACGAUUGUUAUAUCGGAUGCUGAUAGUGUAGAAAUGAGAGAGCUUAUAUUUUUGGCUUCGAGUUCGACUGUGAGUGUGUGUUUAUCGAAUGCAACAACGGGGCAGCCGUUUCUAUCUACGCUUGAGCUUCGACAAUUCAAUGGUUCGGUUUAUUUUACUGAGUUUGAGAAACAAUUUUACCUGAGUGUCUCUGCAAGGAUCAAUUUUGGUGCAGAGAGUGAUGCUCCAAUCAGGUACCCUGAUGAUCCUUUUGAUAGAAUUUGGAUGUCGGAUUCUGUUAAGAAAGCAAAUUAUCUCGUUGAUGUUGCUGCUGGCACCGAGAAAAUUUCUACCAAUGAACCAAUUUUUGUUAACCGAGAUGAUAUACCACCGAUGAAAGUGAUGCAGACAGCGGUAGUAGGUACAAAUGGAUCUCUAACUUACCGGUUGAAUUUGGAUGGUUUUCCUGGCACUGCUUGGGCAGUCACCUAUUUUGCAGAGAUUGAAGAUUUGCGUCCAACUGAGUCUAGAAAAUUCAGGCUUAUGCUUCCAGGCCAGCCCGAAAUUAGCAAGAUCAUUGUAAAUAUUGAAGAAAAUGCUUUUGGGAAAUAUCGCCUUUAUGAACCGGGAUUUGUCAAUCUAACCCUACCUUUUGUGCUUUCCUUUAAAUUCGGCAAGACAACUGAUUCGUCCAAGGGGCCUCUCCUUAAUGCCAUGGAGAUAAAUAAGUAUCUUGAGAAAAAUAAUGGUUCACCGGAUGUUGAAGCUAUUUCGGGAGUGCUUUCUCGCUACUCUUCAGCAAACUGGACUCAAGAAGGAGGUGAUCCAUGUCUUCCUGUUUCCUGGUCAUGGAUCCACUGUAGCUCAGAUCCACAACCAAGAAUAAUUUCAAUCUUGUUAUCCAGUAAAAACUUGACUGGGAAUAUUCCUUCAGAUAUUACCAAAUUGGUUGGUCUGGUUGAACUAUGGCUUGAUGGAAAUAUGUUGACCGGCCCAAUACCCGAUUUUACUGGGUGCACGGACUUAAAGAUCAUCCAUCUUGAAAAUAAUCAGUUCACCGGUGAGCUCCCAGCCUCCUUGGUGAAUCUUCCGAGUUUGAGGGAACUAUAUGUUCAAAAUAAUAUGCUAUCUGGAGCAGUACCGCCAGAGCUUCUAAGCAAGAAUUUGGUUUUAAAUUACUCCGGAAACAUUAACCUACAUAAAGGAAGCAAAACAAAGAGCCACAUAUAUAUUAUUAUUGGUUCAGCAGUUGGGGCUUCUGUUCUACUUUUGGCUACUGUUAUAUCUUGCUUGGUUAUGCAUAAAGGCAAGAAAAAAUAUUAUGAGAAAGGUAGGGUUCUAAGCACAAUUGUUUCUUUCGCUGUCAGAUAUUUGUGGCGACCAAACAUGAUUUACUUGUUUACAUUCUUUUUAGACCACAUAGUUUCUGUCCCUACUCAAAGGCCGGCUUCUUGGAAGAGUGAUGAUCCUGCAGAAUCGGCUCACUGCUUCAGCUUAGCUGAAAUUGAAAGUGCUACAAACAACUUUGAGAAAAGAAUCGGUUCUGGUGGUUUUGGAAUUGUAUACUAUGGAAAACUGAAAGAAGGAAAAGAGAUAGCAGUUAAAGUUCUUAGGAACAAUUCCUAUCAAGGCAAGCGCGAGUUCUCCAAUGAGGUGACUCUUCUAUCAAGAAUACAUCACAGAAACUUGGUACAACUUCUUGGGUAUUGUCGAGAAGAAGAUAAUAGUAUUCUCGUGUACGAGUUCAUGCAUAAUGGCACACUCAAGGAACAUCUCUAUGGCCCUUUAGUGCACGGACAAAGUAUAAGUUGGAUUAAACGCCUUGAGAUUGCAGAAGACUCUGCCAAAGGAAUUGAAUACCUUCAUACAGGUUGUGUUCCUGUAGUUAUUCAUAGAGACUUGAAAAGUAGCAAUAUUCUUCUUGACACACACAUGAGAGCCAAGGUUUCAGAUUUCGGUCUUUCCAAACUCGCUGUUGAUGGAGUCUCCCAUGUUUCAAGCAUAGUUCGCGGAACAGUAGGAUACCUGGAUCCUGAGUACUAUAUUUCCCAACAACUAACUGACAAGAGCGAUGUGUAUAGCUUUGGUGUAAUUCUUCUAGAACUCAUAUCUGGUCAAGAAGCAAUAUCAAAUGAAAGUUUCGGGAUUCAUUGCCGAAACAUAGUCCAAUGGGCAAAAUUGCACAUUGAGAGUGGGGAUAUACAAGGCAUCAUUGAUCCCUUACUAGGAAACAACUAUGACCUACAAUCAAUGUGGAAAAUAGCAGAGAAAGCAUUGAUGUGUGUUCAACCUCAUGGAGAUAUGCGUCCAUCGAUCUCGGAAGUUUUAAAGGAGAUCCAAGAUGCAAUAUCUAUUGAGAGAGAAGCUGAAACAUCGCGAGAAUGCAAUUCUGAUGAGGUUUCAAAAAAUUCUUUUCAUUCUUCCAUGAACAUAGGUUCAAUGGAUCUCGGUAGAGUUGAGAGUUUCCUUUCAAUCGAUGAAUCGAUUGCGCAACCUACUGCAAGAUAGAUUUAUUUUCUCUAGUGAAAAAGCACAAUGUUUUUCUAUUUAUUUUUUCCUCGAAUUUUAUUUAUCAGUUCUCCCGUUUUUUGAGUGUUCAUAUUGUGUAUGUUCUUGUUCGAGUUAGUGUUUGAUGCUUGUAGGAGCUCAGUUUUCUGCUUUUAAAUGAUUUUGUUUGCCGUUAACAAUGUUUCUAAUUUGCUUUAUAAAUAUAAACAAUUUGUUUUGAGA
Vicia villosa (hairy vetch) is the source of this 3225-nucleotide messenger RNA. Its product is annotated as probable LRR receptor-like serine/threonine-protein kinase At1g67720. Bases 130 to 3003 code for a protein of 957 amino acids. Gene Ontology annotation, molecular function: protein kinase activity; protein binding; ATP binding. The transcript is spliced from 14 exons. Gene Ontology annotation, biological process: protein phosphorylation. NCBI's taxonomy places the organism in Eukaryota, Viridiplantae, Streptophyta, Magnoliopsida, Fabales, Fabaceae. The record is from RefSeq and is a predicted model, not a curated record.